Racocetra persica is the source of this 138-nucleotide messenger RNA. NCBI's taxonomy places the organism in Eukaryota, Fungi, Glomeromycota, Glomeromycetes, Diversisporales, Gigasporaceae. The record is from the annotation of a GenBank genome assembly.
AAUUUUGUUCCUAUAAUCGAACUUGUCUCUUUACUAAUUAUUUCUUAUCUGUCACUGUGUGAAUUUUCGCUUUUAAUGUUCGAAUCCUUGCAACUUGCCUCUAAGCCAGAUAAAUCACUUAGUUCAAGUUCUUCUCAG